Acanthoscelides obtectus is the source of this 216-nucleotide messenger RNA. The record is from the annotation of a GenBank genome assembly. NCBI's taxonomy places the organism in Eukaryota, Metazoa, Arthropoda, Insecta, Coleoptera, Chrysomelidae.
AUGGAGUGGGACGUAGCAACCGUGAUCAACCCCAAGAAAAAUUGCGAUAAAGGGACAAUUAGAGAGAUUGUUUCCAAGCAUCCGGAGAUCAAUGAGUUGUUGGCAGGCGGCUUAACAGAAGGACGGAUUGAGUACUUUGUGAAAACAACAAAUACAAAAACCAGAAAGAAGGAAACGGAAAAUACCCAGUACCUACAAAUAUCGAUGAUGAUAUGA